AUGGAUUCUUUUUCAAUAGAAAAAAGUACUUCCUAUGAUGAGGAAAUCAAAAUCAAAGAUGAAGAAGAGAUUAUUACUUUCACUAAUAAUAAUAUUAUUCAAGAUCAAGAAAAUACACAAAAGGGAAAACAAUACAUUGGAGUUCGAAAACGUCCAUGGGGAAAAUACGCAGCUGAAAUUAGAGAUUCAACGAGAAAUGGAAUUAGGGUUUGGCUUGGAACGUUUGAUACUGCUGAAGAAGCUGCUUUAGCGUAUGACCAAGCUGCACUCUCAAUGCGUGGUCCUUCAACAUGUCUUAAUUUUCAAGUGGAGGUAGUUCAAGAAUCGUUACGAGGAUUUAAUUAUAAUAGUCAAGAGGGUUCAACAUCGUCUCCAGCUGAAAUUAUAAAGGAAAAACACAAGAAGAGAAAUAGUAAAGGUAAAAAAACAAUUAAAUCUAAUAAGGAACAAAACAAUAGUAAUGUAUUGGUUCUUGAAGAUUUAGGUCCUGAUUUAUUAGAUGAACUUUUAUCUAGUAAGUGUUCUACUUCUGAAUAA
This is a messenger RNA of Solanum verrucosum, 537 nucleotides long. RefSeq names its product ethylene-responsive transcription factor 1B-like. Lineage: Eukaryota; Viridiplantae; Streptophyta; Magnoliopsida; Solanales; Solanaceae. Gene Ontology annotation, biological process: regulation of DNA-templated transcription; ethylene-activated signaling pathway. Gene Ontology annotation, molecular function: DNA binding; DNA-binding transcription factor activity. The transcript has a single exon. The record is from RefSeq and is a predicted model, not a curated record. Bases 1 to 537 code for a protein of 178 amino acids.